AUGUCGGACACUCAGGCCGGAGGCGCUAACCCACCAGAUGUGAAUCAUGGACCUAAAAUUAUUAUAGCCACGGCUAUUACCACCGCUGCCGCAUUAAUCACCGUUUUGGCUAGGUUCUACGUGCGCAUAUACCUUAUUCGCAAUGUUGGGUGGGAUGAUCAUACUAUGGCCCUGACGAUGCUGCUAUCUGUCUGCGGAUUUGCCAUCAUCGUCCCCGAGGUCAAAUAUGGUGCAGGAAGGCAUAUGGUCUACGUCCAAGAAACGGCCGUAAAGGCAAUGCAUUUGAAUUAUGCUACUCAAGGUAUUUACAUGUGGGCCAUCGGCCUAGUGAAGAUAUCAAUUGGACUGUUUUUGCUUCGUUUCGCAUCCGUAAAAAGAUUCAGGAUCUUUAUCUGGGUUGUCAUGGUCCUCAUGGCUCUCUACACUGCAAUCUGUUUUUUGACUCUUAUUUUCGAGUGUCAGGACAUCCGAGCAAACUGGGAUCCUUCAGUGAAAUCAAAGUGCUUUUCUCCUCACCAACUUUUGACUCUGAGCUAUACAAACACUGCACUGAAUAUUCUGACUGAUCUGAUCUUCGCGGUUUUACCAGUUUUUAUGCUACGUCAUCUUCAAGUCAAUCGCCGGGUCAAAGCCUCUCUAAUCUGUAUCCUAGGCCUGGGAAUUUUUGCCUGCGCAGCCGCCUUCGUCAAGCUCUCUAUCCUACCCAACUACGGCCGCACCGGCGACUUCCUGUGGGACUAUACAAACAUCACAAUCUGGGUCGUCACGGAAUGCAACACAGGUAUUAUCGCCGGCAGCCUCCCAACCCUCAAACCACUCUUCAAGAGAGUCCUCGGCACAUACGGCUCGAAUACCAAAACAACACGCGAAUACUAUGGCAGCAAGAACUAUAAACUGCAGUCAAUGUCUCGAUCAAGGGGCCAAGCGCUACAGUCCCGAACACAUAAAAGUGGAAAUCUCAGUAUCAUUGAGUUCGACUCCGACCCGAAGAUUCACCACUCCCGGAUUGGUUCUGGGACAGGCUCGGCAAAGUAUUCUGGAAGCCAACGAAGCAAUUCGAGCGAAGAGCGGAUAUUGUCUGCUCAGGGCGAGGGCAUUGUUUGCACAACUGAGGUCAAGGUUUCGCGAGAACAAACUCCUCCAGAGUUGCCGCCCAGCCGUCCCAGUGUGCAAGAGUUGAAGAGGAUGGGUUCGCUAAGUGGCUUGCGCGUCAACGCCGAUGAUAGGGUUUGA
Messenger RNA from Penicillium vulpinum, 1233 nucleotides. RefSeq lists its product as uncharacterized. Lineage: Eukaryota; Fungi; Ascomycota; Eurotiomycetes; Eurotiales; Aspergillaceae. The record is from RefSeq and is a predicted model, not a curated record. Bases 1 to 1233 code for a protein of 410 amino acids. The transcript has 7 exons.